Messenger RNA from Struthio camelus australis, 1831 nucleotides. NCBI's taxonomy places the organism in Eukaryota, Metazoa, Chordata, Aves, Struthioniformes, Struthionidae. The record is from RefSeq and is a predicted model, not a curated record.
GUUACUGAAGAUUUUCAUUCCCUUGCUGGGAGUGCUGCUGGCCUUUUAUUUUUACUCAGCAUCUGAGAAUUUCAAAGAAGCUGGUAAACCUCCUAAUACAAAGGAUGGAUGAGAGCUUGUCAAGGGGAAUUUUGGCAAAGGCAAUAGCACAGUGCAACUGUUCAGAGCAUGCUGCACCAUCUAGGAGAAACUCACAGGAUUUCGGUUGGGCUCUGCUAGGAUCACAUGGUAAGUGUUUGAUUUCAGCAAAUGAAUUUGUCUGAAAAUAUGCAUUUAUCCAUUUUAAAUGUUUAAUCCUUUCCUUAGUCAAACCCUAGUCAUUUUUUAAAUUUACUCACAGAAUGGACCGCAGAGCUUAGAUCUCUCGUGCACUCCAGUUCAGACAAGGAUUAAGGAGCAAAUUCCACUCUGGGUUUGUGAGAGCAGCUGCAUGUUACAGUAGUGCAGUGUUUCUGCGUGUAGCUUCCCUGAUCCCUUUAUCUGGGAACAAAGGUGAAAUAGGCUGAGAGGAGACUCUGCUCUCAAGGGCUUUGGAGAACUAACACUCUGGCUCAUGGGGCUGCCAGGCACAGCAUGGGCCUGCACUAGGGGUCUGAUGCUGUGUCCUACUCUCUAGAGAUGCUCAGAGGGAAACGGGUCAUCAUCACAGGCGCCAGCAGUGGAAUCGGAGAGCAGAUGGCUUAUCACCUGGCACGCAUGAGGUCCCAUAUCCUGAUCACAGCACGGACGGAGGCCAAGUUGCAGAAAGUAAAUGCAAAACAGAGCACUCCCAAGGUUGUGGAGCGUUGCCUCAAGCUGGGUGCAGCAUCUGCUCGCUAUGUGAGUGGCAGCAUGGAGAAAACAGCAUUUGCCAAGGAGGUGGUGAAAGAGGCUGAGACAGCCUGGGGAGGCCUUGACAUGGUUAUCUUAAACCACGUCGGUCACAGCUAUCUCAAUUACUUCAAUGGGGAUGUCGGACACAUACGAAAGCUCCUAGAGACCAACUUCCUCAGCUACGUGGCCAUGACUGUUUCUGCCCUACCAAUGCUAAAGAGCAGCAAUGGCAGCAUUGUUGUCGUUUCAUCCAUGGCAGGUAAAGUUGGCAUACCAUUUAUUGCUCCCUAUUCUGCAACCAAGUUUGCCUUAGAUGGAUUUUUCAGCUCCUUGCGACAGGAAUUCAUCACUGACAAUGUCAAUGUUUCCAUCACACUCUGUGUCCUGGGCCUCAUUGAUACUGAAAGUGCUAUGAAAACCAUUCCCCAUGCGAUUCGUGGGACAGCCGCACCAAAGGAGGAGUGCGCGCUGGAGAUCAUCAAGAGCGGAGCACUGCGCCAGCGAGAGCUAUACUAUCCAUACUCAACCAUGAGGAGUCUGCUCUUCCUUCGAGACUGGGCUCCAGACUUCCUUGAUUCUCUCAUAAGAAACAAGUUUAAAGUGGAAAAUAUCAAAAAAAUGUAGCUAUAGGACACAGUGGAUCCUCCUAAGGCAGCAAGCAUGUCAGCAUGAGGCCACAGGAACACAGCGGAACAUUGUGCAGGACACACGAUUUUGGUAUUAAUCCAGCUAUUCUGGGUGCUGUUUGCUAUGUCACCAGAGUGGCUUCACAGUGAUACAUCUGAGCAGUUGUGUCCCCACUCAUACAGAUGUUUAAAAAAAAAAAAAUCCCGCCCUAUGAUGUUGCGCAUGGACCUUUUCUGAAAGCAACAUGGCCGGGGAACACAGGGCCUCCUCAAAGCUGUCAAUUUAAGAGAAGGCAUAUCAGAAAUCUAUGACACAGCAUGCAAAUGUCUGUUUUAGUAACAAAUUCUUGUAACUAGCUUUUUCUGAUCAAUAAACAAUUCAGAAAAGUGUA